ACAAAAAUACACCCACAUUCCAUUCAUACUUUGGAAGAGAUAUGUGUGUAAAUUUUUAUAGAAAAUUGACCUAUAUUUGGAAUUACACAUACUCUCCUUUUCUAGUUUCAUCUUCUCCUUUUAGAGCGCCACCCACAGUCCCUGACUCAUAUCGCUCUCUUGCUGGCUUCGCUCAGUAGAGAGAGAGAGAGAGAGAGAGAGAGAGAGAGAGGCGGAGAGGAAGAAAAGUGGAGUGGUAGAACCAGAGAGAUAAUGGAGGAUGAGAUUAGAGGAAGACUUGAAGCUCAAAGAUGUCUAGGAAUAGCAGAGAAGCUUCUCACGGUUCGAGAUCUCGUCGGAAGCUAUAGUUUUGCAGCUCGAGCGCAAGAAAACGACCCUUUUCUUGAUGGAGUAGAUCAGAUCCUCGCCAUCGUCGAAGUCCUUCUUGCAGCCGAGAAGCGGAUCAACAACCACUUGGACUGGUACGCAAUACUGCAACUUAAUAACCAGUCUAAUGAUCUGGAACUCAUCAAGAAAAAGUACAGGAGACUCGCUUUGCUCUUGCAUCCGGACAAGAACAAGGCUGUCUUCGCCGAUAACGCCUUUAAGCUUGUUGUUGAUGCUUGGGCUGUGUUAUCUAAUCCAUCCAAAAAAACCCUCUACGAUAACGAGCUCAAUCUCUUCUCCAAGCUCGUUUCAAGCCAACCCCUACAGCAACAACCAGUGAAGAUAAAUCCUCGGGACAAGAAGAGGAAAGCGACGAAGGAGCAAAAUUUUAACUCCGGUAGCAGCAGGAUCCCGUCGUUGAUGUCUACGUUCUGGACGACCUGUCCAUACUGCUAUAAUCUCUAUGAGUACCCUAGGGUUUACGAGGAAUGCUGUCUCAGGUGUGAGAAAUGUAAGAGGGCUUUUCAGGCUGUUAUAGUUAGUUCCCUUCCUCCGUCCUUACCUGGAAAAGAGGAGUUCUACUGUUGUUGGGGUUUAUUCCCUUUGGCCUUCUCAGUGUCUAAUUCGGGUAGUGGUAAACCUAAAUUUCCGAGCUUUCCUAAUUCGAUGUCUUCACCUCCUAUGUUUCCACCCCCUCCUUCUACAGAGAAAAAUGCAGGGAUUCCUGAAUGGAUGCCCUUCUCUCCUAUGUUUCCAUCUGAAUCUCAAGGGGAAGGUAAUCGUUCUGGUACAGCAGCAGCCGCAGCAGCAGCAGCCCAGAUUAAUUUAGAUAAUGAUGGUGAUGAUGAUUGUAACAUUAUUGAAAAAGGGAAUUUGACUACUGAUGUUCAGAGAAGAUCUUUUUCAAAUAAGAAACCUGACGAGAACUGUCCUGGUGAAGCUAAGAAGGAUGGUGAGAUAAGGACGGAGGCCUCCAGAGUUACAAUUGCAAAGCCUCAAAUGAGGAAGAAGACAGUUGCAAAGAGAACUCAGAAACAGAGGGGCAGAGGACCCCAUGAUAAGAAAGCAGAAAGUAGAUCAGCCCGAGAAUUGGAGAAGCUUGAUUUGAAUGGGGAAUUGGGGAAUGAGGCUAAGGAUUCUGAACCCACAACUGGGGAAGGAACAGAUGCAGGGAGUGGAGAUGAAGAUGUUGCUUCAGGGAGUGGCUUCUUUGAGGGACUUGAUGAAUUCCUGGACAAUCUACCUAUACUUAAUGCUGUAAACGAUGGUGGAAAGGUCGAAGGAGGUAAUACAUAGUUCAUAGUUUGGGGAUUACUCACUGGCUUUUGUUUGUAAGUUUUAUCUUAGUGGUUGAUGUAACAACCAGCGACCAGAAUUUUCGCUUUACUGGUUGCCCUCUUAGGUCUGAUGUAUAUUUUGCAGCAAUGUGAUCUUAUGUUAUCUAAAACCAUUUCAGAUGGGUUUUUUUUAUGUA
Messenger RNA from Macadamia integrifolia, 1840 nucleotides. RefSeq lists its product as uncharacterized. The record is from RefSeq and is a predicted model, not a curated record. The transcript has a single exon. Bases 253 to 1662 code for a protein of 469 amino acids. NCBI's taxonomy places the organism in Eukaryota, Viridiplantae, Streptophyta, Magnoliopsida, Proteales, Proteaceae.